AUGGCUGCGCCCAUUUGAUGUACACGUUUGGUACUAGAAUAAUUUGAUCAAAAUGUCAUCUGAAGGUGACGCACCCAAGCCAAAAGACACCGCGUCUAAAAGUAGUAAACUCAAGGGAUUGUUUGAAAUCCAAGAGCCGGGAUGGAAACAAAUAAAAACAACAUCUGUUUUCAGAGCUGUCAACUUUGAAUUGUAUACACGACCUAAUAAAGUUGCCAUGGUCUUUGGUGUUACUGCAUUUCUUAGCUGUGUGGGAUAUAUGGUCUACAUCAAUUACCAGGACCGGAAAAACCAUACCUAUGCUGCUAUGAACACUGAUGGGACACUGACAACUCGACCAAAGAUUUCAAGAUGGGAUUGAUCUUUUUCACAGUUGUUAAUGUGAUUAAUCAUGUUUACAAUAUUAAACAGAUCACUCUUGAUAACACUAACAGCUGUGAUGUGAUUGAUAAUAAUUAUCUUCAGCUGUUCCUCUGAGCUUUACUGUAAUCUCUACAGGUUUAACAGUGUAUAAGAAGAGUGAAUUAAUACACCAGUAGAUACCUAUAAAUAGAUACAUUAAGUUUGCUGUGUUUUGUGAUCAGGUUACAACCUUUUUGUUCAUAAUAGGUACACAUGUAUGGAUUGUGAAGAUAAGGAUAAUUCCACGGUAACAGACAUGACAAUCAAAUAUGUACAUAGGAUGCUACUGAACAACUGUGAUACACGAAUGUGCUUUUGUGUGCUUUAUGAUAAAGCAUACUAGCUAGCCAUGUUACAUAUCUCCAACAUAUUAAAACUAUGGUGAUAAGGUGAGCAGGAAAGUCCCCACAUGAUCAUGAUGAUGUUUAAUGGGACGUGGUUUUGAAGUGUCAUUGUUUUAUUCAUUAAUCCUGUGAAGUGUGUGCAGAUAACAAGUUGAUUAUAAAGUUUGUUCAUAGAUGGAAUUGUGAUCUACAUGUACCAGCUAAAUAAAGGAUAUUGAAUAUGGAAUUUGAGUCUGAAUUGGCAGUAACAUGCGUAACACUGUCCAAAAACGUCAAUUCAACAUUGAAAAAAAGAUAUUCAAAGCAAAUUCAAACUACAUUUUAAAUUUUAAAAUUAUGUUUUAUUAUAAAACGUCAAACAGAUGAAAGUCAUUAAAGCAAGAACAGUUACCGGUAAUGAAUAAUUGGUUAAAAGUUAAUGCUUCUUGGUUGGUCUAUUUUAAAUGGAAAUCUCUAUUUGAGAGAAGACAACAAUGUUUUGCAUACUAGUAUAUUAAUUAUGACUGACAUCCUCUUAAUAUGAUCCCAACCCUAAAGAGUAUUUUUCAAGCAACAAAAUGUUAAAGUUUGUUUUUCAUUUAAUAACACCACCAGAGCACAUUGAUUUAUUAAUCAUUGGUUAUUGGAUGUCAAACACUUGAUAAUUUUGACAUGUACAUGUAGUCUUCGAGAAAACCUGCUAUAUUUUUCCAUUGGCAGCAUGGUAUCUUUUAUAUAUACUUUUCCAUAGAUAGGGUAGCACAAAUCUUUAACAUUGGUUGAGAUGGCAAAUCCCAAUCAGAGAAUUGGAGCACCAAGGGGGCUUCGAUCCUGUGACCGAAGCACCUCGGGUGAGUGCUAUACCGACUGAGCUAGAUCCUGCCCCUAUUCAAGCAAUGAAGAUUUUUCAGAUGCAUAUGCUUGUACAAAUGACAAAUGUAUGAAUUUCACUCUGCAUCCAUGAAUCAUGUACCCGCAAAGCGAACCCUCAGUGGUCCAGUUGGCCAUUUAGUUUGCAGAUUAACUGUUAAUGCUGGAUCCCACAAAUAUCUUAUACAGGGUAUGUCAAAACUACCACUGUAUGUUGUGUUUCUGAGAGAUGUCACUUCAAUAUCUUUCUUGAUUUUGUCAAGUGUGAUGACUUCUGUCACAUAUUUCCUUUCAGAAUUGUUUGUCAAAAACAGUCCCACCUUGGGACAAGUCACUGAAAGUAACUGAAUCAAACUGAGGAUACUUUGGAUCUUGUGCAAAAGUACUUGAGAUCAGAGAAUUCUCCCCAACACUUAGAAUUAACAAGAACAUUUUAUCAUCUUGUCCAACUUGGGGAUUUGGGGGCAACAUGUUUUGUUAUUUCAAGCUGUAAUCUAGAUCAGGCAUUUGAGGUUUGUCCAGGAUGUCAUGUGUGUUACCCGUAAGUCACAUAUUGUGUUGUAGCAUUAUUUUUAUAGUUUGCUUGGAAUACAUGUAUAUAUUUAAGAGUGAAACUAGAAUGUAUGAUUAUAUAUUAGAAGUAAAAUGUUUUAUAUUAAAAUUAUUAAAAAUUUAUUUUAAAAGAAAAUUGGUUUAAAUAAAAUAAAAUAAAAACACCUGUACCUCCAUAUUUGUAGGUUCAUACGUUUGAACAUGCGUUUCUUAUUGUUUAAUAUUGUACAUCUGAAA
Molecule: messenger RNA, 2384 nt
Organism: Gigantopelta aegis
Lineage: Eukaryota; Metazoa; Mollusca; Gastropoda; Neomphalida; Peltospiridae
Product: small integral membrane protein 8-like
Exons: 2
Coding region: 53-361 (102 amino acids)
Source: RefSeq, a predicted model, not a curated record